Diuraphis noxia (Russian wheat aphid) is the source of this 1653-nucleotide messenger RNA. RefSeq lists its product as uncharacterized. The record is from RefSeq and is a predicted model, not a curated record. Lineage: Eukaryota; Metazoa; Arthropoda; Insecta; Hemiptera; Aphididae. Gene Ontology annotation, cellular component: chitin-based extracellular matrix. Gene Ontology annotation, molecular function: structural constituent of chitin-based larval cuticle.
GUUGCCGAACGAUUAUCGUUACGCAUAGAAUAGACGAAGAUAGUUCGAAUCCUGCGACGUGUGAUAUACGAUAUUACUUUAAACAAAAUAACUAUAUACACAACGAAAAUGAUGCGUCUUUCGUCUGCCAUCGCAGUCUUGAUGGUCGUGAUUGCAGCAGCGUCUGCCGGCAUUUAUCCGACGACGAUGGGCAACAAAGGUGCCUCUGUGGGGCGCUCAAAAACUGGCAUAAAUCGUGAUACUUCUGGUGAUACUUACCACAUACAGUCGUCUGAUGGCCAAUAUGUAUUUGGACACGCCAAUGGCGAACAAGGCAGAGCCGAGAUGCGCGACAGCGACGGCACGGUGACCGGAUAUUACAGUUACUCGGACCGCGACGGUCGAGUGGUUCGCGUGGAUUACGUGGCGGACAAGGGCGGAUACAGAGUGAUAUCGAACGCCGGCGUGCAGUCCGCUUCGGUGACCGUACAGGCAGAUGGCGGUGGUACUCCCGCUGCUGAAAGCGAUUUCCGAAAACUGUACUCAGAUCUGACCCGCCGCAUCAAAAACACAGUCGUGCAACGAGGUCAAAAAGUGAUGGAUCCCAUURAUUUAGGUCAACAACCAGUCGUCGUGGAUCCGAUUUUGUACCCUACCGAAGAGACAAAACAUGAAGAAAAAAACCAUUUCCCGGAUUGGAAUCAAGUGAAAAUGUCUACCACCCGAAAGCCAACGGAUGGAAUUGAACAWGGUGAAGGACAACAACAACAACAAUUAACUGCAGAUCCUAAUGUGGAUAGUGUAAAGAUUACAACUCAAAAAUCAAAUAUUAAGGGAAAUGAUAACGAUGGCCAAGAAUCUAUUGAUGAUUUGAAGAGUAGAAUGAUCACUACAGAAAUGCCUUCAGUACCAUUAGCUCCGAUUCAGACUCAAGGAAGAUAUUCUGAUACAGUAACCCACGAAGAUCAUGCCAAGGAAAUUACGACUGAAGUCGGAAAUCCUACAUUCGGUGCAGAAUCUACCGUAAUCGAUGACACAGAAAAUAAUUCAUCAGUCACACAACCCAUAUCAACUAUAAGCAACAUUCAAACAACGGUAUCAUAUUAUGACGGGCCUGGAGAAACCACUGAAAGUAACAACAACCAACUAGCUUUCCAGACAACAAUCUCUGGUAUAAAACAAUUUGAUGAAUAUUCAACAGCGGUGAUUUCAGAAAGUGCGACGGAGAAUUAYCAAAUCAUUAAAGAGAACGAGAACAAAAUUAAGAUUCCAUCUGAAACGGAUGAGUUGGUGACCAUCAAACCACUACAGGAUGAUGAAUCAUUUGAAAAUGUACAGACUACAGUUGAACCAAGCCGUCAAACCGACGUCCAAACCAMUGGCGUAACGCCCAGCGUCGAUUACACGACGAUCGAAACGGUAAACAGAAAUCCUGUGUUAGUCAGUACGCCGUUGUAUGAAUCUGAGAUAACUACAUCUCAGACCAGUGGUAGGGUCGGUGACACGGAAACCGCAACUGUAGUCGAUGCAGCAGGCAUUCAGUACGUGACGGAACAGAACAAUAAUAACGAAGACCGUCCCGAGUUUAGAACUCUAGAACCCACAGAAUCGAUCCGGACUACCAUCAGACCUGACUUAGGAAAUUCUCAGGUAAGUCGUAUUCCUAUUAUAUAA